AUGCUCCCCAACUCCGAUUCGUUCGGGACCUCCGGGGUCGCGAUGCGGCGUGGCGAAAGCGAUCGGACGAACCCCCCGAAUGGCCUCUCAGAUGAGGAAUUAAAGCGGCAAAAACGCCGCCGUCGACUCGCCCGCAUGACUCCCGAGCAGCGUCGUAAGGCACUUCAAUAUCAACGCCGCCAUAACGAGGCGGAUGGUCGUCUCUUUUAUUGCGAUUACUGCGAUCUUUUCAUCAGCACCAGCCAAAAGUGCUGGCGGGCGCAUCUCGUCAGCGCGAGGCAUAUCGACGCGGUGGAGGGCUACUACACGAUGGCCGCCAACGUCGAAUCGCAGUGGGUGAACGACAUCCACGAGACGAUCGCGAAGGAUCGCCUUCGGAGGAUCUAUCGGGAUCAGCAGGCCGUGGUCGGGCGAAACGCGGCCACCCCGCUCCCUCCCAUGCAGAUCGCGCCGCAUAUCACGGUUGGGGGAAACCCGCCAUCCUCCGCGUUGAGCACGGCGGUAGACGGAGGGCCGCCAAUACCCCCAACAACCUCCCAGACGCCGUUGGUGUCGAUACGCGUAGGGGAAAAGAUGAUCUACGCCCCCUCCAUCAAGGUCGCGAACAAGGCUCUCCCCCCCCUCGCUACGCCACCUCCUCCCCCAGUCAACCCUGGAGGGUAG
This is a messenger RNA of Phytomonas sp. EM1, 663 nucleotides long. Lineage: Eukaryota; Euglenozoa; Kinetoplastea; Trypanosomatida; Trypanosomatidae. The record is from the annotation of a GenBank genome assembly.